Messenger RNA from Mya arenaria, 2480 nucleotides. Its product is annotated as organic solute transporter subunit alpha-like. The transcript has 9 exons. Bases 588 to 1595 code for a protein of 335 amino acids. Gene Ontology annotation, molecular function: transporter activity. NCBI's taxonomy places the organism in Eukaryota, Metazoa, Mollusca, Bivalvia, Myida, Myidae. The record is from RefSeq and is a predicted model, not a curated record. Gene Ontology annotation, biological process: transport.
UUUGUUCAAGUCGGACGUGGGACAGGAAAGAUUUAAUAUUUCACAUACGCCUUAGAGUUGACACAUGUUUUGAACACUGCCAGAUCUCUGAGAAAGAUUUCGCCGUUUGAAUUUAACUUUGAAAGAUACUACAAUAGUAUGGUGGUAUAAUACACUGUGAAACUUUAGUAAGAUGAUAUACCUUUCCUGCCAAUAUUUAUAUUACAUUGUACACUUAAAAGGUCAUUAAGGGGAACACAAGCCGGUUGAACCGGUAUUAUUUGUAGAAAAAAUACACCAUGUAUUGUAGAUUUAUAAAUACUCAUAGCUUGCAUAACUUGCAUAAAAGGCGCCUUUCUCGUGAACAACUGUAACAUUAAAGUCAACUGCACUCUAAGGUAUCCGUCAAAUCCACCCAAUAAACAGCUCGCACAAUGCAAAAGGUAUAUGGGUCAUGUUCUAUUACAACUCGAAAACCGUAUACUAUUAUGGGACGUAUUUGAAAGCAGAGGUUAAGUGAACGCUUAAGGGAGGAGAAUUCACGAAUAGAUAAAAUACUGGAUGCACCCUAACACAGCUGCACAAUCUAUGGUGAAUUUCGACCAGCAAUGGUUAACUGCUCCAACGAGUAUCCCAACACAGAUGUUUUCUACAGUGAGAUCAGCGGUGACUACUUAUCGCUGGUGUUGCUGGGGUUGGGUAGCGUGUUGAUGCUGGUGAGUGUGGGCUUGUUCGUGGAAGAGCUCAUCUACCUGCAGCAGGUCUACUUCCAGGACGAGGUCAAGGUCAGAAAAGUCGCCACCAUCCUUGGAGUCUUCCCGGUGACGGUGAUAACGGCAUUCCUUGCGGUGGUGGUUCCAACGAGCACCUUCCUCGUCGACCUCGUACAAACAUGCUACCUAUCUGUGUGUUUUUACACGUUCGUUACACUGGCCAUCGACUAUUUCGGCGGGGACCAAGGGCUACUGGACCAUUUGGGUGCCACAAAGGUUCGGACCGCCCUGCCGCCUUGCUGUUGUUGUCUGUGUUGCAUCCUCAGGCCUAGAAUACUCACUAGGAAAUCGCUGCUGGUGUUCAAGCUGAUGUCGCUUCAGGUGGCCGUUCUACGACCCGUGCUGCUCUUCAUCGCCGCCGUUUUGUGGACGGACGGAAAAUAUAAACCCGGUCUGGACUCUGCGAGUUCGACGUACAUCUACAUCACGGCGGUCACCUCCAUCUCUCUCAUCUUUUCUAUGUACGGUUCCGGCGUCAUUUACCGGGCCGUAGCGCCCUGCCUCACAAACUACCGGAUCACCGCCAAGUUUGUUUCCAUCAAGCUUUUGUUAAUCGUCUCCAACAUCCAAACGCUUGUUUUCUCGAUCCUGGCGGCCAACGACCAACCGCCUUGCCUCGGGUCACGCGGCCCCAUAGCUCGCGGUAGCGCGCUCAAUCAUUUCUGCCUGCUGAUCGAGGCUUCCGUCCUGUGCCUGCUUGCGCGUCGCGGCUACCGGAUGGACGAGAGGGAACUUCCACCGCCGGACAAGCUCCCGGGGGACGCCGAUAAUGACGAGGAUGCUGUGAACAGUGACAAGGCGUGGUUUGACAACAUUGCCGCCAUACCGGACUCGGCAAUAUGAAGACGAAUUUAUGUACUGUGAAAGCAUUUGUGCCAAUGUCGGAAUCGGUGUGGUGCAAAACUUAAACAAAGCCGAACACAACAAAAACAACACAAAUGGCGGUCAUAAUUUAUGCAUUUAUGUCAUGCAUAUAUGGUUGUAUAUUAAGCAGUAAACAAUCCCAUGACAUACCGAAUUGCUAUAACCAUAGGAGCUCAUAUUUGUUUUAUUCAUAGAGUACUAUGAUCAUGAUAAGAAACUGAGUAAAUGAUUAACCUACGGUAUCGUAAUACGUUUUAAGUAUGGAUUUAUAUAAGACGUACGUAUGUUCAUCAAUGCUUAUAUACUAUCUUGCAUAUAAAGAUUGAUUGUGUGACAAAUAAUUUACUUCAUUCUCGUAUGAGCUACUUUAUACUUCUAAAUGGAGUGUUCCACCGUACUCGUACCUAAUCCUUGUACGGUCGCCCUGCAUAUGGUUUUGUAACAUACUAGUAGGUCAUUAAUGCGAAAUAUUGAAAAGUUGGAAAGACACAUGUCCGACGGCUUAAAAUGUUAGAAAUAUCCAUCAAGUUUUUGUUUACUUAUGACGUAAACACACGUGCAUACCUUGGCAUACUCUAGUGAUGGGCUAAGAGAUUAAUCGCAGAUUAUUGUGACCAUUUGUUGUUUAGUUCUUACAGAUAUUUUACGAUGUUUAAAAAGCAACAACCUUCCAAUAGAGAUAUCAUGAUUGUUUUUGCAACCGAUUAUAUAGCUCUUACACGGCCGUCUACUGGCACACUUUGGUUGCAGUUUCUUUUUUCAUUUUCUUAAUAAACAUACCAUUUGGUGAUAUAUGAUAAAUGAGUUUUGUUUAUGACAUAUAUUGUUUAAUGGCCGCAUAUUGAUAGUUUGUAUGGAUGUAUC